AUGGAUCCAGAGCGACGUCUUCCCGGUCACGGGAAGAUGGAAGUCACCGAAGCGAUGACAUCCACCUUCCGACUUCCACCCUUCAGACUUCCGUCUUCCCGCCGCACAAGGUGGAGCCCAGCCCCGCCGUCCCCAGUGUCGGGGGAAGGCGUGCUCCGUGUGGGGUUCCCACCCUCCUCUCCGGUCCGAUUCCCCUCCGUUGACUUUAUUCUCCUUGCUGGAAUUUUCAAAUCCAUUGGGAAAGCUGGACACCUCGGAUGCCUUGUUGACACCGGACGCCUCAGCACCGGAUCCGGACGUUUCGCGGCUUCUCAUCUUCCUCUGGCUGCUUUACCCCCUGGCCCAAAAACGAGCAUUGACAUUCGUGAGCAUGUGACUCUUCUGGAACGCUACGACGGGCUCCCAGAGGUAAGUCGCAGACGGGCCAUCGGCUUCAGUCAAUCAAUCGUGACUAUGAGAAUAGGGCAAGAGGGUCUGAAGGUCAUUGAAAAUAUGGCUAGAACGAAGGAAAAGGACAUGCAGAAGGUCGACAGGACAAAAAGGGUCAAGGGUCGAAUUUACAAAAAGGGGAUGAAGGGUGAAAAGGGGAUGGAUGGGAGGAAGUAUCAGACGGGACGAAAUCAACAAAAGGGACAAAAGCGCCAGAAGAGACAAAUGGGAAUGGAACGUGUGAAGGGGAUACUGGGAAUCAAUGACUCGGAAGAGGAGGAGAUUCAGAAGGGACAAAAGGAGGUGAUGCGGGAGAAGGCGAUGAUAGGUCAAAAGGGAAUGGAGGGUGGAAAGAAGAUGCAGGAUGAAAAGGGAAUGAAAGGUGAAAAGGGGAUGCAGGAUGAAAAGGGAAUGAAAGGUGAAAAGGGGAUGCAGGAUGAAAAGGGAAUGAAAGGUGAAAAGGGGAUGAAGGAUGAAAAGGGAAUGAAAGGUGAAAAGGGGAUGCAGGAUGAAAAGGGAAUGAAAGGUGACAAGGGGAUGCAAGAUGAAAAGGGAAUGAAAGGUGACAAGGGGAUGCAGGAUCAAAUGGGAAUGAAAGGUGACAAGGGGAUGCAGGAUGAAAAGGGAAUGAAAGGUGACAAGGGGAUGCAGGAUGAAAAGGGAAUGAAAGGUGACAAGGGGAUGCAGGAUGAAAAGGGAAUGGAGGGUGAAAGGGGGAUGAAGGGUGAAAAGGAAAUGAAGGGUGGAAAGGUUAUGAAAGGAGAAAAGGGAAUGAGUCAAAACGAGAAGCAGGGAAGUGCUGGGAUGAAGGGAACGACUGAGCAACAACAGAUAACAGGUCAAGAUGGUGAACAGGUGGAAAGGAGAGGAUCCGAGAGGGGCGGGUCAAAGCAUUAUAAGUAUAAAAAGAGAAAGAAAAGAGUAAAGGGCAUGAAAGGCAUGAAGGGGAUGCCGGGGAUGAAAGGAACGAAGGGCUCUCAGGGAAUUCCGGGACCAAUGGGACCAGCGGGACCAGCUGGACCAGCGGGGGUCAACGGGAUACCGGGAAUCCCUGGCACCUCCGGGAACUCCGGAUCGGGCUUCGGCCCUCUCCUGUUCAUUCUGGGACUUCUCAAGGACUGCAUCAUCCUCUAUUGCCUCUUCAAGUCCAACGUCGGAAAGGGCUACGACUCUUCCUCAUCCGGUGGGAUCCACGUGCCGCCCUCUCGGAUCGACAGACACUACUUGACGAGUGAGUCAACAAAUCGACUGGACGAGCCACACUACAUAGGUGUUCCAGUUCAUAGUCGACACGAAUAUUACUUCGUCGAUCCUUACGAUGAAGAGCCCCCGCAGCUUGCCUACACUGGAGCAAGGAGAAAGUUAAGGCAUUUUCAUCCACCACCUUAUACAUACACACAUUCGGGAGCGGAUCUCAUUAGCUCCUUUGGCACAGGCAUCGCCUUCUCGAAUUCUGGGGAAAGGAUCCGUUCAAAUCCACAACGAACGAAACACCAAAGGCCUCCAGGAAAAGUUAGCGUCGACGAUAGAGGAAGGCAGACCGUCGCGUUCACAGGCCCGAAGUCCCACCUCGGGCGAAGACCAUGCUCCGAUCCGCUCUCCUUCUCGUCUCUCCUCGCUCUGACCGUCGGGGAGCUGCCGUGCCCCGACCUCGAUGACUCCAUCUGCUCCUGCGACUACGAAGAAUCAGCCAAUUGGAUGUUUCUGAGCUGCGCGGAUCCCGACGUGACGACGGAGGACCUCUUUUCCGCCUUUCACGAUGUCUUCUGGCCCUAG
This is a messenger RNA of Darwinula stevensoni, 2205 nucleotides long. The record is from the annotation of a GenBank genome assembly. NCBI's taxonomy places the organism in Eukaryota, Metazoa, Arthropoda, Ostracoda, Podocopida, Darwinulidae.